This is a messenger RNA of Otolemur garnettii (small-eared galago), 2747 nucleotides long. RefSeq names its product SH3 domain binding protein 4 (gene SH3BP4). The transcript has 3 exons. Bases 66 to 2747 code for a protein of 893 amino acids. NCBI's taxonomy places the organism in Eukaryota, Metazoa, Chordata, Mammalia, Primates, Galagidae. Gene Ontology annotation, cellular component: cytoplasm. Gene Ontology annotation, molecular function: protein binding. The record is from RefSeq and is a predicted model, not a curated record.
AAGCUUCGGCAUCUGGAGGGAGAAACAUGAGGUCUUAGCAGCUUCACCAGGAGGCGACUUUCGAGAUGGCGGCUCAGCGGAUCCGAGCUGCCAACUCCAACGGCCUCCCGAGAUGCAAGUCAGAGGGGACCCUGAUCGACCUGAGCGGAGGGUUUUCUGAGACGAGCUUUAAUGAUGUCAAAGUGCCUUCUCCCAGUGCCUUGCUAGGAGACAGCCCCAUACCUUUUGGAAACGCGAAGGAGGUGAUUGCCAUCAAGGACUAUUGCCCAACCAACUUCACCACCCUGAAGUUCUCCAAGGGGGACCACCUGUACGUGUUGGACACGUCGGGCGGCGAGUGGUGGUACGCCCACAACACCACUGAGAUGGGGUACAUCCCUUCCUCCCACGUGCAGCCCUUAAACUACCGGAACUCAACACUGAGUGACAGCGGGGUCAUCGACAACCUGCCAGAUAGCCCGGACGAGGUCGCCACGGAGUUAGAGCUGCUCGGGGAGUGGCCGGAUGACAAGCAAGUGCUGGGGAGAACUCACAGUAACAACCCUUUCUGGAACGGGGUCCAGACGAACCCAUUUCUGAACGGGAGCGUGCCUGUGACACCCAGCUUGGGUGAGCUGAACCCCAAAAGCACUGUGGAUUUGCUGCUCUUUGAUACCGGCACGUCCUCGUUUACGGAAUCCAGCUCGGCCACCACAAACAGCACGGGCAACAUUUUUGAUGAGCUUCCAGUCCCAAAUGGACUCCUGGCAGAACAGCCGGCCAAGCGGGACAACCCCUUCUUCAGGAGCAAGCGCUCCUACAGCCUGUCGGAGCUCUCCGUCCUCCAAGCCAAGGCUGACACCCCUAUAUCCUCAAGUUUUUUUACAGGGCUGAAAUCACCUGCUCCUGAGCAGUUUCAGAGCCGGGAGGAUUUCCGAACCGCUUGGCUGACCCACCGCAAGCUGGCCCGGUCAUGUCAUGACUUGGACUUGCUUGGCCAAAGCCCUGGCUGGGGGCAGACCCAGGCUGUAGAGACGAACAUUGUGUGCAAGCUGGACAGUUCCGGGGGCGCCGUGCAGCUCCCCGACACCAGCAUCAGCAUCCACGUGCCGGAGGGUCACGUGCCCCCUGGGGAGACGCAGCAGAUCUCCAUGAAAGCUCUGCUGGACCCCCCACUGGAGCUCAGUAGUGACAAAUCCAGCAGCAUCAGCCCUGUAUUAGAGGUCAAACUCAGCAACCUGGAAGUAAAAACCUUCCUCAUCUUGGAGAUGAAGGUUUCUGCUGAGGUGAAAAAUGACCUUUUUAGUAGAAGCACAGUGGGCAUCCAGUGCCUGAGGAGUGACUCGAAGGAAGGGCCAUACGUCUCCAUCCCACUCGCCUACAGCUGUGGGGACACAAUCCAGGUCCAGCUGGACAACCUGGAGCCCUGCAUGUACCUGGCCGUCGUUGCCCACGGCCCGAACAUCCUCUACCCUUCCACCGUCUGGGACUUCAUCCAUAAAAAAGUCACAGUGGGUCUGUACGGCCCCAAACACAUCCACCCGUCCUUCAAGACAGUGGUGACCAUUUUCGGUCAUGACUGUGCCCCAAAGACCCUCCUGGUCAGCGAAGUCACCCGUCAGGCCCCCAGCCCCGCCCCCGUGGCCUUGCAGCUGUGGGGUAAGCACCAGUUCAUCUUGUCCAGGCCCCAGGACCUCAAAGUCUGUAUGUUCUCCAACAUGACCAAUUACGAAGUGAAGGCCGGCGAGCAGGCCAAAGUCGUGCGGGGCUUCCAGAUGAAGCUGGGCAAGGUCAGCCGCCUCAUCUUCCCCAUCACCUCCCACAGCCCCAGCGAGCUCUCCGACUUCACACUGCGGGUGCAGGUGAAAGAUGACCAGGAGGCCAUCCUGACCCAGUUCUGUGUCCAGACUCCCCAGCCGCCCCCCAAAAGUGCCAUCAAGCCAUCUGGGCAAAGGAGGUUUCUCAAGAAGAACGAAGUCGGGAAAAUCAUUCUGUCCCCCUUCGCCGCCACCACCAGGUACCCGACCUUCCAGGACCGCCCAGUGUCCAGCCUCAAAUUCGGGAAGCUGCUGAAGACCGUGGUGCGGCAGAACAAGAACCACUACCUGCUGGAGUACAAGAAGGGCGACGGCAUCGCGCUGCUCAGCGAGGAGCGCAUCCGGCUCAAGGGGCAGCUGUGGACCAAGGAGUGGUACAUCGGCUACUACCAGGGCAGGGUGGGCCUCGUGCACGCCAAGAACGUGCUGGUGGUGGGGAAGGCCCGGCCCAGCCUGCUCUCGGGGCCUGAGCUGAGCACCGCCGUGCUGCUGGAGCAGAUCCUCAGGCCCUGCAAGUUCCUCACCUACAUCUACGCCUCCGUGAGGACCCUGCUCAUGGAGAACAUCAGCAGCUGGCGUGCCUUCGCCGACGCCCUGGGCUACGCACACUUGCCGCUCACCUUCUUCUGCCGGGCAGAGCUGGACAGCGAGCCAGAGCGGGUGGCGUCCGUUCUGGAGAAGCUGAAGGAGGACUGUAAUGACGCCGGGAACAAGGAGCGGAAGUCGUUCCAGAAGGAGCUCGUGAUGGCCUUGCUGAAGAUGGACUGCCAGGGCCUGGUGGUCAGGCUCAUCCAGGACUUUGUGCUCCUGACCACAGCUGUGGAGGUAGCGCAACGCUGGCGGGAGCUGGCCGAGAAGCUGGCCAAGGUCUCCAAGCAGCAGAUGGACGCCUAUGAGUCUCCCCACAGGGACAGGAACGGGGUCGUGGACAGUGAGGUGAGUGGUAGCUGA